CGAGCAACACUUUGCGGCGUCGCCCAUCUCCACACCCUCACCUCGCCCCUCGCACCGCCGCAGCCCCGGCGCAUCACCCCGCGCACCAUGCCGCGCGAGCUCAUCACGCUCCAGGCGGGCCAGUGCGGCAACCAGAUCGGCUCGCAGUUCUGGGAGCACCUCUGCAAGGACCACGGCAUCAGCCAGGACGGCACGCUCGAGGAGUACGCGAGCGAGGGCAGUGCCGGCGACCGCAAGGACGUCUUCUUCUACCAGGCCGACGAUGAGCACUACGUUCCGCGCGCCAUCCUCGUCGACACGGAGCCGCGCGUCAUCGGCGGCAUCAUGAACGGGCCGUACGGCAAGCUCUACAACCCCGAGAACAUCCACGUGUCGAAGAACGGCGGCGGCGCAGGCAACAACUGGGGCCAGGGCUACGGCGCGGGAGAGAAGAUCCAGGACGAGCUAAUCGAGAUGAUCGACCGCGAGGCCGACGGCAGCGACAGCCUCGAGGGCUUCAUGCUGCUGCACUCGAUUGCCGGCGGCACAGGCUCGGGUCUCGGCUCCUUUCUGCUGGAGAAGCUCUCGGACGCGUAUCCGAAGAAGCUGAUCCAGACGUACUCGGUGUUCCCGAACUCGGAAGAGACGUCCGACGUGGUCGUGCAGCCGUAUAACAGUGUGCUGGCCAUGCGGCGGCUCGUCGACCAUGCAGACAGCGUCGUGGUGCUGGACAAUGCGCAGCUAGCGCGCAUUGCGGCGGACCGGCUGCACCUGAGCAACCCGAGCUACUCACAAACAAAUCAGCUCGUCAGCACGGUGAUGGGCGCCUCGACGCUGACGCUGCGCUACCCGGGCUACAUGAACAACGACCUGGUCGGCAUGCUCGCCUCGCUCAUCCCGACGCCGCGCGCCCACUUCCUCAUGACGUCGUACACGCCCUUCACCUCGGACACGAUUGAGCGCGGCAAGGCGACGACGAAGACGUCGGUGCUCGACGUGAUGCGGCGGCUGCUGCAGCCCAAGAACCGCAUGGUCUCGACACAGGGCGCGUCGAAGAAGGCGUGCUACAUCAGCAUCCUCAACAUCCUGCAGGGCGACUCGAUCGACCCGCGCGACGUGCACAAGUCGCUCGUGCGCAUCCGCGAGAAGCACCUCGCCAGCUUCAUCCCCUGGGGCCCGGCGAGCAUUCAGGUGGCGCUGGCGAAGCGCGGCCCGUACACGGCGGCCACGCACCGCGUCAACGGCCUCAUGCUUGCCAACCACACGGGCAUCGCCGGCAUCUUCAAGCGCACGCUCGACCAGUACGACCGCCUGCGGAAACGCAACGCCUUUCUGGACAUGUACAAGCGCGAGCCGAUGUUCGCCAACGACCUGUCCGAGUUCGACGAGUCGUACGAGACGGUCACCGAGCUCAUGGCCGAGUACCGGGCAGCAGAAGGGCCAGACUACAUCAGUGGCCGCGUCGACGGCUAGCCGCAAUCUCUGUCCUCGGUCCCCUCGCAUCCCUCUCGCUCGUCGCUCUCGCCCUGCCGCGGCCGUCGCCGGCGCGCGCCUGUACUCUAGUUCUCGUCUGUGUCACUAUUCGCUCCGCACCGCACCUGUGUGAGAGCAGCUGCAUUGCUGGGGAAAGGGAGGGGUGGCAUACGGAGCAGGGUAUGGCGGGUCUGCAGCGCCGGCUCAGCGCAGGCGCGGCGCAAUGCCGCCACGGAAGCUGACGGCCAGGCUGACCCAGCCGGCGAUGAGCGCGAGGCCGCCGAUGGGCGUCGCGGGGCCCAGAGCCU
Messenger RNA from Tilletiopsis washingtonensis, 1760 nucleotides. Its product is annotated as gamma-tubulin. The transcript has 7 exons. Gene Ontology annotation, cellular component: cytoplasm; spindle; nucleus. Gene Ontology annotation, biological process: cytoplasmic microtubule organization; microtubule nucleation; mitotic spindle organization. Gene Ontology annotation, molecular function: GTP binding; structural constituent of cytoskeleton. The record is from RefSeq and is a predicted model, not a curated record. NCBI's taxonomy places the organism in Eukaryota, Fungi, Basidiomycota, Exobasidiomycetes, Entylomatales. The coding region runs from base 88 to 1452 and encodes 454 amino acids.